This is a messenger RNA of Vespa velutina, 471 nucleotides long. RefSeq lists its product as uncharacterized. The record is from RefSeq and is a predicted model, not a curated record. Lineage: Eukaryota; Metazoa; Arthropoda; Insecta; Hymenoptera; Vespidae. Bases 1 to 441 code for a protein of 146 amino acids. The transcript has 3 exons.
AUGACAUAUAAUCAUAAUAAUAAAACUGUUCAAGAUGUACGAUCAAAUCGAACAUCUCGAAAGGCAUCACCACGAUUUUCUGAGAAUAAGAAGCCGCAAAAAAAUGUAUCGACGAAUAAAAAGAAACGUUAUUUGAAACGAAUCAAAUCAAGAGAACUCUUUGGGGGCCAAGUAUUCCUCGAUUGUGAUUGUUAUCAUCGAAAUGGUCUUCAGCAUGAUUGUCCUCGUAGUCUCUGUGGACGUGAAUCCUGCCAAGAGAUGCCCUUACCAAAAUGCGAUCUAGGAACUUAUUUCAUCGAUAAAUGGACCACUUAUUAUAACAAGUUGGACCGAUUGAUGCCAUCUACGUUUUGUGGUUCCGAAGAAGAAUGGUUGAAUGAAAUAAACAAAUGGGAAGCUAAUAAAUCUCAGAAGAAUAUGAUUGACAAGAAAAAAAAAUAAUCCAAAAUUCUAAACAAUAACAACAACAAC